GAUUUGUGACGUCUGGCUUAACUGUCCGGAAGACGUAAAGCUAAAUGUCUACGGUGCUGCGGGACUUUUAAACAGUAAUCUUGGACUGUGAGCUGUGUAAAGAAAAUUAGGACUACUGGGUGGCAUGCCACUGGUAUCUUAUUAUUAGAUGAUCUGAUUUACCAACCAACCUGCCGUUUACAUAGUUAUUUGCCCCUUACUGGCCCAGAACCAGCAAGGUUAAGAAAACCGCAGUACUAACAGUGACAGGUAGUUUAUCAGGUGAAGGAGUUUGAUCUGAACACUCUCCGCUUCUCCACCAGGAAAAUUGGUUGUGAAGAUAAAAAACUGGCUGUCCUUUUCAUCUCAGUGCAGUCAAACUCCAUCAGAACAGAGAAUACACAUCCAGCAAACAAGCGUACUUGCCUCUGAUUGGCUCCUGCUGGUCACAGAGGAUUGCAGUAGGAGACUAAUCGCGUUACAGCAGAAACGAAGCGAGGGGCUGGCUGAGGCUGCCUGUGGCAGCAGAGGAAACCGAAUUGAUUAUGUCAACAACAGACCAAACAACAGUGCGCACUGUGGCAUCAUCUACCACCACAAAUGAAAUUCGUAGACAGUCCAGUAGUUAUGAUGAUCCCUGGAAGAUUACUGAUGAACAAAGACAGUAUUACAUUAAUCAGUUCAAAAACAUUCAGCCAGACCUUAAUGGCUUUAUUCCAGGAUCUUCUGCAAAAGAAUUUUUUACUAAAUCCAAGCUUCCAAUUCCAGAAUUGUCACACAUAUGGGAGUUGUCAGAUUUUGAUAAGGAUGGGGCCCUGACGUUGGAUGAAUUUUGUGCAGCUUUUCACCUGGUGGUAGCAAGGAAAAAUGGUUAUGACUUACCUGAAAAACUACCUGAAAGUUUAAUGCCCAAACUCAUUGAUCUAGAUGAUGGUACAGCUGGGGAUCAAACUACUGAUGUAGGGUUUACAAGUUCACCAGCAGAAGCUCCUCCUAGCAAAUCGCCUUCAAUGCCAUCCUUGAACCAGACAUGGCCUGAGAUGAACCAGAGCAGUGAGCAGUGGGAGACAUUUAGCGAACGCUCUUCAAGCUCACAAACUCUGACCCAAUUUGAUUCUAACAUUGCACCAGCUGAUCCUGAUACUGCUAUAGUACAUCCUGUUCCUAUACGCAUGACUCCAAGCAAGAUUCACAUGCAAGAAAUGGAGCUUAAAAGAACUGCAAGUGAUCCUGCUAAUUCCAAGAGCCCUUUGCACAUGAAACCACAAGAGCUCUCUGAAGAAAGUACCUUGAAUUCUUCUGUGAAGUUUAUCUCUGGAAAUUCUGUUGCUGAUGGCUACAACAGUUCUGAUUCUUUCAACUCUGAACCAGAGGAAAUUGAAAAUGUGGCUACCAGACAGCGGUCCCAUUCAAGUACUUCACCUGACAACACAGCACCACCACCACCUCCACCAAGGCCUCAUGCCUCCCAUUCACGCUCUUCUUCUUUAGACAUGAAUAGAACAUUUGCUGUUACCACAGCAGGACAGCAACAAGCAACCACAGUUGUACAACCUCCUGCUGUACCUCCAAGGCCACUACCCACACAGACAUCAGGUUCUCAUAUGCACCGUUCUGUGGAAUCAGAAGGUGUUAUGUCUCAUCCUAGCACUUCACCUCAGCAAAUGCCAGAACAGCCCAACUUUGCAGAUUUCAGUCAGUUUGAAGCCUUUUCUUGUGUAACUGAACAAUCAUCUGAUGACUCUGAGAAGCAUACAGAAGUAGCAUCGGUUGAAAAAUCAUCCUCAGAUUCAGUACGAGCUUCCAAGUUAAAUGGGCUUGUAGAAGAGAAGUCAGUGACUGCAGUCUCUGUCAAUUCAGGCAAAAUUGGCACACCUCUUGCUCCACCCCCCAAGCCAGUAAGAAGACGAUUGAAGUCUGAAGAUGAACUCCGGUCUGAAGCAGAAGAACAUAAUCAGAAAACAAGCACUGCACCUACUGCUAUUGCCCCUCAGCCUUCGAUUCCUCGGUCUGCUGGAAAAGAUAAGAAAGCCAUUCAGGCUUCAAUUAGACGCAAUAAAGAAACAAAUACUGUUCUUGCCAGGCUAAAUAGUGAGCUGCAGCAACAGUUAAAGGAUGUUCUUGAAGAGAGAAUUUCCUUAGAAGUUCAACUGGAGCAACUUCGACCUUUUUCUCAUCUUUAAACCAACUGCCUUUAACUGCUAAUGCUGGCCUACUCUUAAAAAUGACGCACAGAUUCAAUGCUAAUAAUCCAUUUAGCAUUAUGAUGACAUGACUCCAUUUUGUUUGGUAUUGGUGUACUGCCCCAUCUUACAUCUCUCCUGGAAUUCUGUAAAUAUUGUUUUUGGAAACAUAUCUGCUAAUUUCUAAGGAAUAUGCCCUUCCAAACUUAAAAAAAACAGAGUUUUUAAUAUCUGCCUCUGGACAAUAAAAAUUGCUAAAUGAUUUUUUCUUGUGGACCUAAUAAUGUCGAAGUCAAGAGAAGCAAUUGCAAUUGGUCUUCAUUUUUUAUUUUGUAUGGAUGUUGAAUUAUUUAGCUUUUUGUUCAGCACUGUUGUAAAUGCCCAGGUUGUAAAUGCAUUGGCUUUCUGAUCUAGGGUCCAGUUAACUCUAUCAUUCAAGCAAUGGUUUGAAUAAGAGACUGGAAGAUGAAUAGGAAACAGCUUGUUUAGAAAAUCAAAUAAGUAACAAUAAAAUUUGAGCCACAGAGCAAUAGUUUUUGAUUUCCCCCACACACACAUUUGGAAAAAGAAAACAAAAUAGGAAGGCAGAUAAUUCCAGAUCUUUUACUAAUGAAUAACAAUUAAAACACUGAUAUAUAACAUGACAAAAAUUAACUUUAAGGGGUAGUUCACAAUUAAAUUAACUGGUAUGAUGCAGUGAUGUUCUGGGAUAAUUGUUGUGAUUUUUUUUAAUUAUUUAGCUUUUUUGUUCAGAAGCUCUCUAGUUUGGAAUUUUCGGCUGCUUUCUGGCUGCUAUGGUUCCGUUUACUCUAGCAACCACUUUCAGUGAGAGACUGGAAAAUGAAUAUAAGAGGGCCUGAACAGAAACAUAAAGGAAUACAAAUUAACAACAAUAAUAAACUUUUAGCCUUACAGAGCAGUAAUAAUUUAAAAGAUAAAUAAUAGAUUAUUAUAGAUAUUUAAAUAUAACUGAAAAGCUAUAAAAAUGAAGACCAGUUUGAAAAGUUUAUAACUGGCCAUUCUAUUAUAUACAAGAAGUUAACCUGAAGGUGAACUACCCCUUUAAAUGUGAACUACCUAUUUAAAUUCUAUUUAAAAUUGGUGUUUCAUAUCAGCGUUUGCUAUUUAGGUGCUCCACAAAUUCAUUCAUGCCCAAAUUCAUGAGUGGCACGGGCCUAAACUAACUUCACAGAAAAUCUAACUCCCAGGAGAGUAGGCUUUUUUUGGGAGAUGUCUGAGUUCUGUCUUACUCCUUUUAUACAUAGACAGGCUUUAACAAUAGGCAAGACCACCUGCUGCUGUAACAGGGUUUUGUUUAAUAUUUGUUUGAUACACACUAUUUGAUUUUUUAUGUAAAUUUGCAUUUAAUGCUGACUAACAGCAAUUAUUGUAUUUAAAAGCUUAUUCUGGCUGUGGGAAACAUAGAUGUUAAUGUGCAUGGAUGUAUCUCAGCAGAAUCAGAACUAGCAAAUGUGUAAUUUUUACACCAAUAAAACAGCACAAUAUUUUA
Xenopus tropicalis (tropical clawed frog) is the source of this 3672-nucleotide messenger RNA. It is a transcript of the gene reps1, whose product is annotated as RALBP1 associated Eps domain containing 1. The record is from RefSeq and is marked provisional. Gene Ontology annotation, molecular function: calcium ion binding. Lineage: Eukaryota; Metazoa; Chordata; Amphibia; Anura; Pipidae. Gene Ontology annotation, cellular component: cytoplasm.